GUAACUGCUCACACCUAUUGUAGUGUACUCCUACUGGUUAUGACGUCUGCACGUACGAAAAUACACUGACCAGGAAUUCAUGCUUCCAAGGUAUACAAUUUUGGAUACAGACCCGUUCGGAAAUACACGAGCCAAAUACUACGCACUUCGUCUAUUGCUACACCGAGAAAUAUUCAGUAAAGAAUGGCAAACCGCUGAAACAGAACAAGAGAGACGUACAACCUAAUCAGAGGAUUAUACUAAAGACUGUCUGGAACGUUAUGCCCUCAAUAAUAGCCACCAACUCUACAAUAAACGACAGUGUCGGUGACGAGAUGCCAGUUUCCCAACCUGAAUGGUUGAAUGUGUUACAGUACACCAUGUUGACAGCAAUCUUUGUGAUCAGCGUCAUCGGAAAUACGCUCGUCUGUUUAGUCAUCGCAAGAACUCCACGCAUGCGUACUACCCGGAACUUCUUAUUGGUGAACCUAGCUGUAGCAGAUCUGACUGUCGCUCUGCUAUGCAUACCCUUUGAAACAGCUUUAAAAAUCACAUAUCCUCGCUGGCCCCUGGGGUCUGCCAUGUGUAAAAUUCUUUGGCCUACUAUGACGUCAGUGACCACGUGUUCCUCAGCUACCCUUGUAGCCAUCAGUUAUGACAGGUAUCGAGCUGUUGUUCAUCCCUGGAAGCCUCGUUUCACUUUACUCCAAACUACCAUAAUUAUUUCAAUCACAUGGUCAGUGUCCUUUGUGCUCGUCAUACCCUAUCUGUUGGUGCUGUCAAUCAAGGACAACUACUGCGAAGAAGUGUGGCCGAGCACCGUCACCAGGCGCGUGUACACUCUAGGACUCUUCAUCAUCCAAUUUAUCGUGCCACUCGUAAUCAUUGCUUUUGCCUACACCAAAGUGGUUCUAAAGCUACGAGAUCAAGCGGCUCGUUUCUCCGGAAAGGCAGGCAUCCAGGAAUCUAUUCCAUCACCUCGACCAGGCCCGUCCAGCAGCUUCCUGACUGCCGAUGGCAGCGACGUGAAUUCUAUAUCAGGAUCGCCACUUCCCGACAAGAAGUUUUCCACUGGGUUGAAUCAAAUGCAACUUGCUUUGUCUCCCCGCAGCCCCAAGCGUGGACCAAGUAAGGCAAUUCAGCGACUGGAGCGCAAAACCAAGAUCGUCAAAAUGUUGGUGACGGUGGUGCUCCUUUACGCCAUCUGUAUGCUGCCCAACCAGGUGGUGUGGUUAUGGUACGAGUUUGGAUCUGGGAAGAAUUGGCAGUAUAUUAAAGCGCUUCUAACAUUGGGCAGUUCCAUGGUGUAUUUGAACAGUUCUGUAAAUCCUAUUCUUUAUGCGGGAAUGAAUGAAGAAUUUCGUAGAGGGUUCCUCGGCCUCUUACGUUGUCACUGCAGGCGUCCUAUGAACUAGGCGUACACAGUUAUCUGUAACUGUGCAAUUUUCCUCGGGUUCGACCACUCGCACUAAACGAUUAAAAGAAUAAUAAGUCAUUGAGGUCGUAGAAGGGGCGUAGAUAACAGUGGGAUUUGCCAGUCAGUGAAUUGAUAUCAUACAAUGGAUGUUUACAAACAGGAACAUUCUCGUUACGUAUACAGUGUGAGCUAUUUUCAUUUUGUUCCGACCAUAUUUGCGUUUUUGUUGGUUCGUCAGAUUGGUUGUUUGUUUGUCGUUUAUUAUAUUUUUCAACCUAGUGUGCUACCUAGUGUGCUACCUGUAUAAAAAAUUGUAUUAUUAUAAUAGCUUAAAAGUAGCAAGCCAGUAGGUGAAAACACCAGUUUCUUAGGGAAUAAAAUUAUAUUUCUUUCGUUCGAGAGUCACUGUUUUCCGUGGUGAAUCGUUUCGCCUUUUUUCGCCCGGAGAGACAAAUAUACCGCAACUAUCGCUAUGAAGCGUUUUCACUCACCUGGCCAGCAGCUAUGCAAAUUUAUUGGAACAAACAAAAGAAAGUGUUUACAUACGAAAAGAG
Orbicella faveolata is the source of this 1950-nucleotide messenger RNA. Its product is annotated as cholecystokinin receptor type A-like. Lineage: Eukaryota; Metazoa; Cnidaria; Anthozoa; Scleractinia; Merulinidae. The record is from RefSeq and is a predicted model, not a curated record. Gene Ontology annotation, cellular component: plasma membrane. Gene Ontology annotation, molecular function: G protein-coupled receptor activity. Gene Ontology annotation, biological process: G protein-coupled receptor signaling pathway.